This is a messenger RNA of Penicillium samsonianum, 666 nucleotides long. Its product is annotated as LysM peptidoglycan-binding domain-containing protein. Lineage: Eukaryota; Fungi; Ascomycota; Eurotiomycetes; Eurotiales; Aspergillaceae. The transcript is spliced from 3 exons. The coding region runs from base 1 to 666 and encodes 221 amino acids. The record is from RefSeq and is a predicted model, not a curated record.
AUGCUUUCGUCUAACCUGUAUCUUCUGGCCACGGGCUUGACUCUGUCAACAGCCUUUGCCAGGCCAAAUGUGGUCCGCCGCGACGAGACUCCCCAACUACCCUAUGAUCCAAACACUACUCCAUACUGCACAUGGUGGGUAGACGAUGAUGGUUCAAGCUACGAUGAUGGUUCAAGCUACGAUGAUGGUUCAAGCUACGAUGAUGGUUCAAGCAAGUGCGCUGGUAUCCCUGCCUAUUGGGCUAUAUUGAUGGAAGACUUUGUCCGAUGGAACCCAUCCGUCGGUAGCGACUGCGCAGGAUAUGUUUCCGGCAAGUCUUACUGUGUUGAAGCAUACGGAGAACCAACUCCUGGUACUGGCACAACUACUACUAAAGUCACGACCACUUCAAGUGCCACCACUCCAAGCACCACUACAACUGGUGGUGCCCCGGGACCUACCCAGUCAGGACAAGUGACCAACUGCAACAAAUGGGAUCUCGUUCAAUCCGGAGACACAUGCAGCGUCUACCUGGCCAAGUAUCCCGGCCUGACCUUGGCCAACCUCGUCGCAUGGAAUCCCGCCAUUGGGUCCCAGCGCCAGUCUCUUUGGGUAGACACAUAUAUAUGCACCGGUGUAACCGGCUGGACCCCUAGCCCGACCACUACCAAGGCUACCAGGAAUUAG